AUGACUACAAUAUAUGUGAUAUGCGGACAAGAUUUUAAAACUUCAAUAGAUUCAAAUAACAUAUAUUCGCAACAACCUCAACAACUAACGUUACGAAAAAAUCGUGGUAUAUCAAAUAAUUUUGACCUCACAAAGACUUAUGAAAAGUUCGUACAACCAUACAAAGAAAAAGAUCCAGACAGUACUUUGUUUCCUUACAUCAAAAAUUUACCUGGCAAAUUAUUGGUAAAUAAUGAUAAAACACUUAGAAAAGUUAUUAAUAAACCAACAAGUAAAUGGGAAGAUAAAUUUCAAAUAGACGGUGCAACAAUCGAAAAAAAGCUUAAAUCAUUAUAUAUACGAGGCCCUAUACAAGGGGAUAAUAAUAUUAACAAAACAUCAACGACUUCAUCAACUACUAUUAAUCAUCAUUUAUACAUUCAAGGAAACUGUUUUGAUCAACAACAAAUUGCGUCAAAUAAUGAAGGAGAAGAUAAAUUUUAUGAAAAGAAGAAGAAAAAGAAGCAUAAGCAUGAUGAGCAUGAUGGUAAACGAAGACACAAACAUGAUAAAGAUGGAGGAGAAUACAAGAAAAAGAAACGGAAGAAAGAUAGAGAAUUAACUGCUAUAUGA
Entrophospora candida is the source of this 612-nucleotide messenger RNA. Lineage: Eukaryota; Fungi; Glomeromycota; Glomeromycetes; Entrophosporales; Entrophosporaceae. The record is from the annotation of a GenBank genome assembly.